Molecule: messenger RNA, 978 nt
Organism: Zerene cesonia (dogface butterfly)
Lineage: Eukaryota; Metazoa; Arthropoda; Insecta; Lepidoptera; Pieridae
Product: pancreatic lipase-related protein 2-like
Exons: 4
Coding region: 1-885 (294 amino acids)
Biological process (GO): lipid metabolic process
Molecular function (GO): lipase activity
Source: RefSeq, a predicted model, not a curated record
AUGGAACAUUAUGAAGAAGGGGAUAGAUAUUUUUAUUUCCCUGGAGAUGGUGAUAAUAGUCUGCAUUUAGUGGACAGCCUAGCACCAAUUGAUUAUGUUUUCUUGGACGAAUUUAGACGAAGUUCAGAUAAUUAUCGCUAUUGGUUAUUUACUAGACAAAAUCCUGCAAUGCCGCUUGUAUUGGAUUAUGGAGACAAAGCAUCCAUUUUAAAUUCGUCUUUCAAUCCAUAUAACCAAGUCGUAUUUUUAGUACACGGUUGGUAUGGUCACGGCGAUAACACAAUGAACAGAAUUUUAACAGAUGCAUUUUUACAAAAGCACGAUGUGAACGUUAUAGUAUUAGAUUGGAGUGCUCUUUCAACUAGAAAUUAUAUAACAGCGAAAAAAGGUGUGGCCGUUCUUGGGGAGCACGUUGGAAAAUUCAUCAUGUGGCUGAACGAAGAAUUUGGUAUUUCUUAUAAUAAAAUACAUUUGGUCGGAUUUAGCUUAGGCGCUCAUAUGGUUGGUAAUGCAGGUAGAACUACAGGCGGUUUGGUUAAGAGAAUAACAGGUCUUGAUCCAGCUGGUCCUCUUUGGAAAAAUGAUCGAAAUCGUCUACGUAGUUCUGAUGCACAAUACGUGGAAGUGAUCCACACUAAUACAGCCUUAUAUGGCUAUUCUGACCCUUGUGGUGACGCGGACUUCUAUCCUAAUGGAGGCGCAUUAAUGCCUGGCUGUUGGUUCAAUGUGUGCUCUCAUAGCAAAGGAUACGAGUAUAUGGCAGCCUCGAUUGUACACGAUCAUCUUCUAGCACAAGAAUGUUCAAAUAUACGUGACGCAAGUUAUGACAAAUGUUCUGGAACAGUCUAUCCGAUGGGCAAUAGUGACUUAUCGAAAUCAAGGUAAAUAUGAUGCUUUAUGUAGAAUAUCAUGAAAAGGUAGUUGAUGGACAAAAUUUUAAGGCAAAUAUAUAUCUUUAUUUUAUUAAUAAAAGGGUUC